Molecule: messenger RNA, 2951 nt
Organism: Leptopilina heterotoma
Lineage: Eukaryota; Metazoa; Arthropoda; Insecta; Hymenoptera; Figitidae
Gene: Rpn1
Product: 26S proteasome non-ATPase regulatory subunit 2
Exons: 5
Coding region: 113-2794 (893 amino acids)
Biological process (GO): proteasome-mediated ubiquitin-dependent protein catabolic process; regulation of protein catabolic process
Cellular component (GO): proteasome regulatory particle, base subcomplex; nucleus; proteasome complex
Molecular function (GO): enzyme regulator activity
Source: RefSeq, a predicted model, not a curated record
UUCUUGUUCUUGUAAAUUCAUUUCUAACCUCACUUUUUGACUGCUCAUUUAGACGUGUAAUUGUGACAAAUCCAAUUUUCUUUCUUUUAAAUAUUGUGCAUUUGAGAGAAAAAUGCCUGAAAGUACCAAACCAGAAGAAAAGCAAAAGAAAGAAGUUAAAAAUGAAAAAGAAGAUGAAAAAACCGACUUGUCGGAGGAGGAUAAAUUAUUGCAGGAAGAAUUAGGAAAUUUAGUCGAACGUCUUCAAGAUGCAAACACAAGAUUACACUAUCCAGCACUUGAGUCACUGCAAAAUCAAAUUCGUGCCUCGACCACAUCGAUGACAAGUGUACCGAAACCCUUGAAAUUCAUGAGACCACAUUACGAUACAAUGAAAGCAAUUUACGAAAGUAUUUCUGAUCCAAAAGCAAAAGAAUUAUGCUCGGACAUUAUUUCGGUUCUUGCAAUGACAAUGGGCGAGGGCAGAGAAUGUCUAAAGUACAGAUUAUUUGGAUCGACUCAAUCAAUUAGUGAAUGGGGACACGAGUAUGUUCGACAUUUAUCUGGAGAAUUAGCCGGCGAAUGGGAUGAAUUGACUGGCGAGAAUAAAGAAGAUGUGAGCAAAAAAUUAAUUGCUCUUGUACAUGAAAUUGUCCCCUACAAUAUGGCUCAUAAUGCAGAGACCGAGGCUUGCGAUUUAUUAAUGGAAAUUGAGAAAUUAGAUUUUCUCGAGCAAUACGUCGAUGAGAGUGCCUAUCAAAGAGUAUGUCUCUAUCUCACCAGUUGCGUACCUUAUGUGGCCGAUCCUGAAAAUAGUACUCUUCUCCAUGCAGCCGCUAAACUUUACAGAAAAUUUGGACAGUAUCCUCAAGCUGUUAGAUUGGCGAUGCAACUUAAUGAUUUGCCGUUAAUUGAGGAGAUUUUUACAACUUGCAAGGAUUUAUCGAUACAAAAACAAUUGGCAUUUAUGCUCGGUCGUCAGCAGAUUUUCCUGAACCUCCCGGAAUCGACAAUUGAAUACGACGAUCUUGUGGAAAUUAUGUCAAAUUCGCAUCUGAACAAUCAUUUCUUGAAUCUCGCGCGAGAAUUGGAUAUAAUGGAGCCGAAGACACCGGAAGAUGUUUAUAAAUCGCACUUGGAGAAUUCUAGACCUCCAUUCGGUGGUGGACAAGUAGACUCGGCGAGGCAGAAUUUGGCCGCUAGUUUCGUAAAUGGAUUUGUGAAUGCAGCGUUCGGUCAAGAUAAACUUCUAGUCGAGGAUGGAAAUAAAUGGUUGUAUAAGAACAAGGAACACGGUAUGCUGAGUGCAACGGCAUCGCUUGGUUUGGUGCUUCUGUGGGACGUUGACGGCGGUUUGACUCCCAUUGAUAAGUAUCUCUACUCCUCGGAAGAUUACAUCAAAUCCGGAGCUCUCUUGGCUUGUGGAAUUGUUAAUUGCGGCGUUAGGAACGAAUGCGAUCCUGCUUUGGCUCUUCUGUCGGAUUAUGUACUUCACAAUAGUAAUACCAUGAGAAUCGGAGCCAUUGUCGGUUUGGGUCUUGCCUACGCUGGAUCGAAUCGAGAAGCGGUGUUGAAUUUGCUUACACCCGUUUUAAGUGAUCCAAAAUCGAGUUGGGAAGUCGUUGGCGUUGCUGGACUUGCCCUCGGAAUGGUUGCUGUUGGAUCUUGCAAUGCUUAUGUCACCACGUCUAUAAUGCACACUCUGAUGGAAAAAAGUGAAACGGACCUUAAAGAUACUUACGCGAGAUUUUUACCCUUGGGCUUAGGUUUGUGCUUUUUGGGUAAACAAGAGGCGGCAGAGGCGAUAAUCGCAGCCCUGGAGGUCGUGCCCGAACCGUUCAAAUCCAUGUCAACGACACUUGUAGAAGUUUGUGCGUACGCUGGCACAGGGAAUGUUUUGAAAAUUCAACACUUAUUGCACAUUUGUUCGGAGCAUUAUGAACCGGUGAAUGAAAAGGAGGAGAAGAGCGAUCGCAAGGACAAGGAGAAAAAAGAGGAGAAGAAGGAGGAGAAGGAAAAGGAUUUAAGUUCUCGUCAAGCAAUUGCUGUACUUGGAAUUGCAUUGAUUGCAAUGGGAGAGGAAAUUGGUUCAGAAAUGGCGUACAGAACAUUUGGACAUCUUUUGCGAUAUUGUGAACCUGUAAUUCGACGAUCCGUACCAUUGGCACUUGGUCUCAUAUCCGUAUCGAAUCCAAAAUUGAAUAUUCUAGAUACAUUGUCUAAAUUCUCACACGACAGUGAUCCGGAAGUGGCUCACAAUGCAAUUUUCGCGAUGGGACUUGUUGGAGCUGGCACGAAUAAUGCAAGAUUGGCUGCAAUGUUGAGACAACUCGCACAAUUUCACGCUAAGGAUCCUAAUAAUCUGUUUAUGGUGCGCAUCGCUCAAGGUCUUACUCAUCUUGGAAAGGGAACUCUCACCUUGUCACCGUAUCAUAGUGAUAGGCAAUUAUUGAGUCCUGUCGCUUUGGCUGGAUUACUGGCGACCUUGAUCGGAUUUCUUGAUGUUAAAAAUAUUAUUCUUGGAAGAUCACAUUAUCUUUUAUACACGCUGGCAGCAGCGAUGCAACCAAGAAUGCUCGUGACAUUCGACGAGGAAGUUAAUCCCCUCGCCGUUCCAGUGCGAGUUGGUCUUGCCGUUGAUGUCGUCGGUCAAGCUGGAAAGCCAAAGACCAUCACUGGCUUCCAGACACACACAACUCCUGUUCUUUUGGCAUACGGCGAGAGAGCUGAAUUAGCAACUGAAGAAUAUAUUCCAUUAACGCCAAUAAUGGAAGGAUUUGUCAUUCUAAGAAAAAAUCCCGACUUCGUCCCUUAGGUUGUACAUUAACAUAAUUUAACGCGUUUUUAUGUAUCUCGUAUUUCAUUAAUAAUAAAAUUACUCUCUUUACUCUAAACAAUAGACACUAAAAUGUCUAUUUUAUAGACAAAAAAAUAUGUCUAUUGUAUCAGAGAAAAGAAAGAUUAAAAAUUAA